Catharus ustulatus (Swainson's thrush) is the source of this 1382-nucleotide messenger RNA. RefSeq names its product POU class 4 homeobox 1 (gene POU4F1). The record is from RefSeq and is a predicted model, not a curated record. Lineage: Eukaryota; Metazoa; Chordata; Aves; Passeriformes; Turdidae. Gene Ontology annotation, molecular function: DNA-binding transcription factor activity, RNA polymerase II-specific; RNA polymerase II cis-regulatory region sequence-specific DNA binding. The transcript is spliced from 2 exons. The coding region runs from base 141 to 1313 and encodes 390 amino acids. Gene Ontology annotation, biological process: regulation of transcription by RNA polymerase II.
UGCGGCACCGCCGCCACCGCCGGCUCCGCCACCGCCACCCGCCGCUGUCAGCGGCUUCCCCCGGCGGGAGGAGAGAGCCCGGAGAGCACUUUUCCCCCGACUUUAGGAGUGUUUGUGGAUUUACAUGCCAAGCCUUCAAGAUGAUGUCCAUGAACAGCAAACAGCCUCAUUUUGCCAUGCAUCCCACCCUACCUGAGCACAAAUACCCCUCUCUACACUCCAGCUCGGAAGCAAUAAGAAGAGCAUGUCUACCAACUCCACCGCUGCAGAGCAAUAUCUUCGCCAGCCUCGAUGAGACCCUGCUGGCGCGGGCCGAGGCUCUGGCCGCCGUCGACAUCGCCGUGUCGCAGGGCAAGAGCCACCCGUUCAAGCCCGAUGCCACGUACCACACCAUGAACAGCGUGCCCUGCACCUCCACCUCCACCGUGCCCCUGGCGCACCACCACCACCACCACCACCACCAUCACCAGGCGCUGGAGCCCGGCGACCUCCUCGACCACAUCACCUCCCCCUCCCUUGCGCUCAUGCCCGGCGGAGGCGGCGGCGGAGGCGGCGGCGGCGGCGGCCACGACGGGGCGGGCGGCGGAGGCGGCGGGGCCGGCGGCGGCGGGGGCGGCGGCGGCAGCGGCGGGGGCGGCGGCGGCCUCAUCUCCACUUCGGCCCACCCGCACUCGCACAUGCACGGCCUGGGCCACCUCUCGCACCCGGCCGCCAUGAACAUGCCGUCGGGGCUGCCGCACCCGGGGCUGGUGGCCGCGCACCACGGCGCCGCGGGGCAGGUGGCCUCGGCGGCGGCCGUGGUGGGGGCGGCCGGGCUGGCCUCCAUCUGCGACUCGGACACGGACCCGCGAGAGCUGGAGGCCUUCGCCGAGCGCUUCAAGCAGCGCCGCAUCAAGCUGGGGGUGACCCAGGCCGACGUGGGCUCCGCGCUGGCCAACCUGAAGAUCCCGGGCGUGGGGUCCCUCAGCCAGAGCACCAUCUGCCGCUUCGAGUCCCUCACCCUCUCCCACAACAACAUGAUCGCCCUCAAGCCCAUCCUGCAGGCCUGGCUGGAGGAGGCCGAGGGCGCCCAGCGGGAAAAAAUGAACAAGCCCGAGCUCUUCAAUGGGGGCGAGAAGAAGCGCAAGCGGACUUCCAUCGCCGCCCCGGAGAAGCGCUCGCUGGAGGCGUACUUCGCCGUCCAGCCCCGGCCCUCCUCCGAGAAGAUCGCCGCCAUCGCCGAGAAAUUGGACCUCAAAAAGAACGUGGUGCGGGUUUGGUUUUGCAACCAGAGACAGAAGCAGAAACGGAUGAAAUUUUCCGCCACCUACUAGGGGCGGACGGGAGGGGCGGCCCCGGCAUCGGGGGCACCGGGGGGGCCGGGCCGGGGCCGCGGGGGACGC